AUGACCAGCUGCCGCCGCCGCCGCCGCUCGCUGACCCCGGCAGCGCUCGACGACGACGACCUGCUCUUGGAGAUCCUCCUACGCCUCCCGCCGCAGCCCUCCUCCCUGCCCCGUGCCUCGCUCGUCUGCAAGCGCUGGCGCAGCCUCGCCUCCGACCCCGGCUUCCUCCGUUGCUUCCGGAUCCACCACCGCCGCAGCCCUCCCCUCCUCGGUUGCUUCGUGGAGGGAGUCCACGGCGUCUCCUUCCUACCUACAAUGGAGGCCCCCAAUCGUGUCCCUCCCAGGCGCCUCUCUUUCCAGCCCGCCAACGAAGACCACUUCAGGCUACUCAACUGCCGCCAUGGCCUCGUUCUCAUCUACAACCGGACACGGCGCAGGCUCCUUGUGUGGGACCCCAUCACCGGCGACCAGCACCACGUAGCCAUCCCCGUGGUGUUCCAUAACUUCCUUUUGAAGACGACCGAGGUCAGCGGGGCGGUGCUUCGUGCUGGGAAAGACGUCCAACACUUCAAGGUGGUUUGUGUGGCAACAUGCUACGACGACGUACAAGCAGCUCUAGCCUACGUUUACUACUCAGAGACCAGCUCAUGGGGUGAGCUCAUCUCAACACCGAUUCCACGGUUGACCAUAUUUGACACCAGAAUUUCUUGGGAUCAGCCUGCUGUGCUGGUUGGGGAUGCCCUUUACUGGUUGCUUACCGGGGGUUCAGAGGGAAUUCUUGAAUUUGAUUUUGAGAAAAACAGCUUAGCUGUGAUACAGUAUCCUGUGGAUGUGUAUCGGGAUCAGUUGACAGUUAUAAGGACAUAUAGUGGCGCCCUGGGUUUCCUCCACGUAUCGAACUUCACCGCGCGGUUAUGGGAGAGGAAGCCCGAUUACGAUGGUGUUCCUUCAUGGGAGCUUGGAAGAACCAUUGAACUGGACAAACUACUUUCCCUGCAUCCAAUGAAAUUGUACCCAAUAAUACGAGGCUUUGCCGAGGACAACAAUGUGGUGUUCCUGGGGACGGCAAUGGGCGACAUCUUUUCGGUCCAGCUUCAGUCAUUACAGUUCAAUAAUCUACCCCAAACCGAUGUCAGAUCAUACGUCCAUCCAUUUGAAAGUGUUUAUACCGGAGGUAAUAGCAUGCCUUACAGUGGGUAUAUUUAA
Aegilops tauschii subsp. strangulata is the source of this 1146-nucleotide messenger RNA. RefSeq names its product putative F-box protein At3g16210. The record is from RefSeq and is a predicted model, not a curated record. Gene Ontology annotation, molecular function: protein binding. NCBI's taxonomy places the organism in Eukaryota, Viridiplantae, Streptophyta, Magnoliopsida, Poales, Poaceae.